AUGAGUCCAGAAAACUCGACAGGGCCGGGACCGGAGCCGGAGCCAUCCUCGGCAGCUUACUUCAAGUCGAUCCCCUGGUGCGCGGCUCACCUGACCCCCAGCACCGAGUCAAUAACAUACUACCACCCUCCCUGGACGCGAGACCUGGAUCCGGGCUCCGGGACAGCAAGCCCAGCCUCGGAGGGCCAACAGCCGCGGAUCACCGUCAGCGACCAGUUCUUCUCGAGCACGCUCAACACGGCGGAGACGGUGCCGCGGUCGCUGUGGUUCUACCCGACGCCGGGGUCGCCAUCGGCGCUGGUGCCGACGCUGCGGGCCCUGGUGCGGCUCGAGGCCGGCGUCGGCGGGUACCCGAGAUUCGCGCACGGCGGGGCCGUCGCCACGCUGCUCGACGAGAUCACGGGCCUGCUGUGCACGCUCAACCGGCAGCGCGGCGCCCUCGACCGCCGCCCCGCCAUGACCGGGUUCCUCAACACGCGGUUCCUGCGGCCCGUGCCGGCCCCCGGCAUCGUGCUGGCCGGCGCAGAGGUCGUGCGCACGGCCGAGCGCAAAACGUGGGUGCGCGGUUGGAUCGAGGGCGAGGGCGGCGAGGUGCUGUGCGAGGCUGAGGCCCUCUUUGUCAACUUGAAGGGCAGGCUGUGA
Neoarthrinium moseri is the source of this 642-nucleotide messenger RNA. RefSeq lists its product as uncharacterized. The coding region runs from base 1 to 642 and encodes 213 amino acids. The transcript has a single exon. Lineage: Eukaryota; Fungi; Ascomycota; Sordariomycetes; Amphisphaeriales; Apiosporaceae. The record is from RefSeq and is a predicted model, not a curated record.